AUCAAAUGUGUAUUUUGUCAUAAUCAUGAAUGAAUCUACACAUCAUGUUACUUUCAAUAUUCUUGUCGCAUAUGAAAUUUUUGGGUCGAGAAGAACUCACAUUGUACGUUCAAUGUGUGUGAAUAUAUGUGUGUCUGUUUAUGAGUCGCUCGUUUGAAUGGCAAUGUUCGUGAGGUUGGAUUGCUAUGUACGUUGAACCCCCCACAUGGUUAUCUAAAUACUUUCUCUUCUGGAUAUGCUACAACGUUAUCUGCGUUUUACGCGUGUAUUCUUGGUUUUGAAUUUGUGUUGAAAUCCAGACGUCGUCGGCAUUUGCUGUUCUGCUUGCUGCAUUGUCUCUGUAAAUUAACGGGCGUUUCGUUGUCGAAGUGGAGAAAUUUGGGGUGGUUGAUUUUUCCUUGUUUAAUUCAGUGAUUGGAAAUUUUGGAAUUGAAGAAUGACGGCAGUUGGCGAUUUCCGUAUGUUGAAUUUGUCUAAGCUCUCGGAUUUGGACUUCUACGAGGUAUUACCCGCCAAGUCGACGUUUGCGAAGGCGGAGGUUCUGUAUACCGGAGGUAAGAAUUUGAGCAUGUGCGGUGGUGGCGCGAGAUCCAGAGUUUUGGGGCCGGUCAAGGCAAUGGAAGCUUCCAGCGGCGAUGUUCUGACGAAGUAUUCUGGCGGUUUUUCCGGAAAACAUAAGGUUCAGAUAACUACCGUUGGGGAUUCGUCGAAUAUUGUCUGGCACAAAUCUUCUGUAGAAAAGAGCGACAGGGAGGAGUUGCUUAAUCAGACGGGCUGUGUCAUUUGGAUUACAGGACUCAGUGGUUCAGGAAAGAGCACUUUGGCAUGUGCGUUAAGUCAUGCAUUGCAUGCUAGGGGAAAGCUCAGCUACAUCCUCGACGGGGAUAACUGUAGGCAUGGUCUCAACAGUGAUCUUAGUUUUAAAGCUGAGGAUCGAGCAGAGAACAUUAGAAGGAUCGGGGAGGUGGCUAAGCUCUUUGCGGAUUCUGGAGUAAUUUGCAUUGCGAGUUUGAUAUCACCGUAUAGGAAGGACCGUGAUGCCUGUCGAGCUUUAUUGCCUGAAGGAGAUUUCAUUGAGGUAUAUAUGGAUGUGCCUCUACAAUUGUGCGAAACAAGGGAUCCAAAGGGAUUAUACAAGCUCGCACGAGCCGGCAAAAUCAAAGGAUUCACUGGUGUUGAUGAUCCGUAUGAGCCACCAUUGAACUCUGAGAUAGUACUUUGUCAAAGAGAAAAGACGUGUGAUUCUCCCAACGCUUUGGCUGAAAUUGUGAUUUCAUACUUAGAAAGAAAAGGUUACCUGGAGGCCUAAAAAUGCAGUUUGCUCUUCUCCGCGACACUUAAGGUGUAAGCUUCCGGGUGCGUGAUAAGUAAUCCUCUCGUUUCCUUGUGUGGCUUUUUCUGUAAAUUAAAUCAUUUAUCUUUAUUAAUCAGUGAGCUUGUUGUCACAUGGAGCUUGCAGUUGAUUGAUCAAUCAACUACCAAGCACCAAGAAAUAAUUCAGUGCACUUCUGUGAAAUGUGCUAAUUUAAUUGGUGAAAAAACUUUAUUUAAUCGAUGAAUCAGGCUGUUGUCGUUAGUUGAUAUGUGAUUAUCUUGUACUUUUACUAUGUAUGUUAAGGUUAAUGAAUCUGUAGUUUGGCCUCUAUUUUGUAAUAAAAAUUAAAGCAGAGUGCUUAUAUAAUAGCUUUACCAUGUUUA
Sesamum indicum (sesame) is the source of this 1698-nucleotide messenger RNA. The record is from RefSeq and is a predicted model, not a curated record. Lineage: Eukaryota; Viridiplantae; Streptophyta; Magnoliopsida; Lamiales; Pedaliaceae.